This is a messenger RNA of Myotis myotis, 1825 nucleotides long. It is a transcript of the gene IGBP1, whose product is annotated as immunoglobulin binding protein 1. The transcript is spliced from 6 exons. Gene Ontology annotation, biological process: regulation of dephosphorylation; regulation of signal transduction. Lineage: Eukaryota; Metazoa; Chordata; Mammalia; Chiroptera; Vespertilionidae. Gene Ontology annotation, cellular component: cytosol. The record is from RefSeq and is a predicted model, not a curated record. Bases 359 to 1495 code for a protein of 378 amino acids. Gene Ontology annotation, molecular function: protein phosphatase 2A binding.
ACUCGGCACUCAGGCGCCCAGACCUGUGGGCCACGGGGGCGGCACAGCAGCUGGAGCCCGGGCUGCCGCGGCCCCUCACCUAGCGCGGUUAGGCGCGCGGCAGACCGGCUCCGGAAGCGCGCCGCUCGCGCUCAGUACUCAGCCUCGCCAUAGCCGGGCCUCUGAGGCAACGGAGCUUCCCAGCUCAGCCUCCGCGAGGAGGAGCAAGCCGGAAAGGGGGCUGAGCGUUUUGCUCAUGCGCUUGUUUUUCUCCGUGGCCUCCUACAGGUAACGACGGCCUGGUCAAAAGAGCCAGUAGAAACGGUUGCCAGGGCCGGCUAACAGCUGCUUCCGGAGGUUCCCUGGCGCUUCGGCAACAAUGGGGCCACUGGACCGAGGGAGCGCCCCUUCCGGUUUCGUAGCUUCUCACGGAGCUCCGUGGCGCGUCGCCUUUAACCCCGGAAGUGAAGUCUUCCGGGUUCCUCCCUCCCUCAAGAUGGCAGCAGCCGAAGAAGACGAGUUACCGCUGCCACGGCUGCCCGAACUGUUUGAUAUCAGCAGACGGCUUCUGGACGAAGUGGAAGUAGCGACCGAGCCCACCGGUUCCCGGGCAGUCCAAGAGAAGGUGUUGAAAGGACUCCAGCUCCUUAAGCAGGCCGCCGAAAUGUUAGCGCAGCUCGACUUGUUCAGCCAAAAUGAAGAUUUGGAAGAGAUUGCUUCCACCGACCUGAAGUACCUGAUGGUGCCAGCAUUUCAAGGAGCCCUCGCCAUGAAACAAGGCAACCCCAGCAAGCGCUUAGAUCAUUUGCAAUGGGCUCGAGAACACUUUUUAAACUACUUAACUCAAUGCCAGCACUAUCAUGUGGCAGAGUUUGAGUUGCCCAAAACCAAGAACAACUCAGCUGAAAAUAACACAGCUAGUUCCUCCAUGGCCCAUCCUAGCCUCGUUGCUAUGGCAUCUCAAAGACAGGCUAAAAUAGAGAGAUACAAGCAGAAGAAGGAGAUGGAGCGUAGGUUGUCUGAAAUGAAAUCUGCUGUCGAAAGUGGUGAAGCAGAUGAUGAGCAUGUUCGUGAGUAUUACCUCCUUCACCUUCGAAGGUGGAUUGGUAUCUGCUUAGAAGAGAUUGAGAGCAUUGACCAGGAGAUGGAUAUCCUGAGAAGAAAAGACUCUUCAAAAGAGGCAUCAACUUCUCAUUCAUCUCGUCCGUCCAGGCCUCCAAUGAAACCCUUUAUUCUCACUCGGGAUGCGGCCCAAGCCAAAGUAUUUGGAGCUGGUUAUCCAAGUCUGGCAACCAUGACAGUGAAUGACUGGUAUGAUCAGCAUCGGAAGUUGGGAGCUUUACCAGAUCAGGGAGUAGCCAGGACAACAUCAGAGGCCAAAAGAGCAGCUCAACAAGAAGAUCAAGAACAAAGGGAGGAAGAGGAUGAUGAGCAAACACUUCACCGAGCUCGGGAGUGGGAUGACUGGAAGGACACCCAUCCUAGGGGCUAUGGCAACCGAAAGAACAUGGGUUAGCCUUCCCACAACAAGAUGGGACUACAGGGGGCGCACAUCUUCCCCACAAAGGAAAGCUGUGCAGUCUUCCCUUCCCUGGGCUCCUUUCAGCUCUACCAAGAAGGCAAAGACAUUUAAUCUUGCUUUGCGUUCAAUAAAGUGUCAAGCAAUUAAGUGUGUUUAAUUCCCUAGGUGAUGAACCAGUAAUUCUUGUUUUGGCAUUAACCUAAUCAUGUUGUAUUUCAGAUUCCUGGGUGGGAAGAAAAAUAUUACUAAGAAAUGGCUCUAUAAUCAAUGGCUGAAUGAAUUUUCCUUAAAAAUAAAGUCCUCUCUAUUACAUCUAUACAGAAA